Molecule: messenger RNA, 2736 nt
Organism: Brassica oleracea var. oleracea
Lineage: Eukaryota; Viridiplantae; Streptophyta; Magnoliopsida; Brassicales; Brassicaceae
Exons: 7
Coding region: 1-2736 (911 amino acids)
Source: RefSeq, a predicted model, not a curated record
AUGAUGGAUACAGUUAAUUUGUCUCGCUCCCAGAGGCUAUUAUUCGCGAAUGCGACGAGGCUUGCGAGAGAAGGAAGUGAGAAUGUCGCUGUGAGGGACGCGACGGAGUGUGCGAGAGAUGGACAGAGCGGGGCGGUGCCCGUUGACUCGAUUACCUUGAGAGCUCGCGCAGUGGAAGACGAUCCUUCGGAAGACGACGAUUCUGAAUCCAAGUUGUUUCCGACGACCUUCUAUCCCGAAGGGAUUUUUGAGGAGCUUCCACGACUGCAUCCUGACUUAUUGCGCCCUGCUUUCGUGGCUGGUCAAGAUUGGGACGGUAUGGACGAGACCAAGUCGACCCCGAGGAGCGUGAAGAGGGUUCUUCGGGCUAAGAACGCUACAGGCGUGACCUUCCUCAUUCCUACGAAGGAGCAAAGGCCUUGGUCUCCUCCGAUCGGGUACCAAACGGUAUACGAGUCCUAUUUCCAGGAUGACACCCGCUGUUGGUUCCCCAUCCCGCGACUGAUCACCGCGUACGCUAGGCGGCGAGAUCUUGCGAUUAGUCAGUUGCUGAACGGCUCGCUGCGACUAGCCGUCACCUUAUCAGUUCUGGCGGAGCAGAUUGAUAUGCUGAUGAGUGUCAGGUCGUUCGAGGAGAUGACCUCGAUAACCGACAUGAAGGACGGAACCUGCUCGGUGAAGAUGCGACCAAACUGCAAUAUGUGCGCUGGUCAUCCAAACAAGACGCAGAAUUGGCAGCAUUCCUAUUUUUUCCUCAAAUCCGAUAACUCGGCUUUCGAGGAGCCUCCUCAAGAGGAUUAUCAGGUCCUAUGGAACCGUUCUUGUGUUGGCCAUCCUACGUCUCCGGUCUAUCCCGAAGAUUUCCUGAAGAGCGUUCGAGCCGUCGCCCUGCUUCGAAUCUAUCGUUGGUCCGAGAUCACCGUCGAGAAGAUUUGUGAACUUAAGGACCGGAUCGCUCGACGAGAGUGGAGAUCUGAUCUUUCGACUGUUCUUCCUAUUCGCACUAAGCGACUAGACAUCUUCCCGAGGGACAUCCAGAAACAAGUUUCCGAGGCAAAGAGGAUGGGAACUCUUCCUGACUUAAGCGCGAUGCUAGCUGCCCAGCUGGGGUUGACAAGCGGGGAAGGGCCCUCGACGGUGGUUCCUCGCGUUGAUGAGCCCCCCCCCCUUCCGAUGCUAGAAAUGCGGGGAAGGAAGAAGAAGAAGAAGAAGAGAAGGACAAAGAAGAAGUCCGCUGACGAAGAGUCGGAGAAUCCCGAGGAACGGACUGAAAUAGGGGAGGGAGAUGUUCAAGAAGAAGAACUUCGACCCGAAGAAGAGGUUCUCGAAGGUGAGACCUCAGGAGAAAAAGACGACGAGGAGGAAGCCAUCAAAGAAGAGGAAUCUGAGGCUUCCCUCGGCGCUCCCCACUCAGGCGAUCCCGAAGAGGAGUCUGAGGGGUCGCCACUUCUGAUAAGGGGGCGCGGCGAUGAAGUUGGCAGCGAGGCGCGAUCUCCCACUCCAAUAUCUCCUUGCGAAAGGGCUCCGGCUCAUCCUAAUAACGGGGCCGUCCAGGGACCAGCUCCUUUGGCGUACGUUCCGGAGAAAUACGGGGAACUCCUUCGUCAAUUAAGGGGAAGGACGAAACCCCUGCCUGCUGCGAAGGACCUCAUCUUCGGGGGUGAGUACGAGGAGGCUGCGAGGGCAAAGCUGUUGCGUCAGUCUCUUAUGGUUUUCGUCGCUUCGCAUGUUCAGGGGGAUAGCGCGAUGAAUAUCGUGUUUGAUAAAUACGAUACUGCCCUGAAGGGAGCUUUGAAGGAACUCGAGUUGGCUAAGAAGGAGUUCGCUGAAAAGGAAGAAGCUUCUGUUCGUCAGCUGAAUGCGUCGAGGGCCGAUGUGGAGAGACUUAACGGGAUAGUUACUCGCACUAUUGCUCGAAGGGACGAGCUCAAGGCUGAGUUAGAGGCAUCCCAAGGAGUCGUCCGUGAGCUUGAGCGAAAGAACGCCGAGCUUGAAAGUGAGAAGGCUUCACUCGCUGCAUCCCAUGAAAGAGAGAUGAGGCGCCUUAGAGAUUUCAGAAUCCUGGCCCGGUUGCUUCAUAGCCAAGCCUUCGGAACCCGGAAAUGCCUUGAGGCCGUAAAGAGGGCUGGGAGCGACAUCUCGCAAGCCACUAUCAAGAUAUUCGCCGAGCAAGAAAAGAAAUACGAGCAGGAAGCCGAGAAGCUCAAGGUGGGCGAGAUACCCGAGGGAGAUAUCACCCUUUCUCCUCUUGUAUUGGACUCUCAGUUUGUGGAUGCUCGAAUCUUGGCGAGUCUCGAUCCUUAUGGGUCCAACGCCGGGUUGAUCGAUCCGGAGACCGCAGCGAGUCUUCACGUUCCGCCUACUCAUCCGACCGUAGAGCGACGUGAAGACCCAACGCCUCUUCUUGAAGGUCCUUUGGCUGCACUUGGGGGAGAAACGCCUAAUCGAGGAAACCGUGCCGCUGAAGAUGACGCUCCCGUCCUCGUGCUCUCGGACACUUCAGCCGAGGGAUCCCGUCGAGGCAAUGAAGGAGAGAACGUCGAGGCGUUAGAAGAAGCUAAUCCAGAGAUCGUCCCGAGAUCAGACGAAGUGCAUGUUUCUCUAGCUGCUCGUGGGUCGAGCGUCAGGGCUUCGGAGCUCUCUGCCCUCAACGAUCGUGAAAGCGACCGGGAGGACUUGCUUCUCUUGUAUGUUGUUUCUUUUCAGUCCCGGAGGGCUUGUGUUGUUAUCUUUUAG